CCUGUAAGUGAGGCAAGAAUCAGACAUUUCAGAAGAAAGGAGUCGACCAUGCCCCUAGUUCCUUUUUAACUUUAACUUUCUAUACAUCCUGAAACGACAGCUAACAGGCUACAAAAAGUUUUCCGUCAUUGUUACAAAGACCCAUUAACCAGCCAGAAGACUGAGGAAAACAAUGACCAUCAAUUUCAUGAUCCUCAUUUUCACAUGGCUGCUGUCUGGGACAGCGAGCAGCGAGGUAACCAGAAAGAAUUUCAUACACGACCAGCUGACUUCACAGAAGAUGUUCAGCUCAUAUCCAGGCUCAAAAGUCUCAGAUCACACUGCAACACCGUCUGUCAUGGUUGGUGCUAAUGUGUCAGAGGGAAAAACUACCACUACAGCUUCUCUGCAAACAACUCAGACAAUGCCUCCUACAAAAAUCUUAAUGAACACUCAAACGACAGCAACUCCAACGGAUUCCAGAUUCGGCUCAACAGGCAUUAGGUCCACAACAGAAGAACAAUCUAAAGUCAUAAAAUCUACAACAGCUGGAGCCAGUCAAGCCAGCAACCUAACCAAACCUACAAGGGUACCUGCUGUACUUGGCAACUUUACCCAAACCCAGGGCACAGUGGAGACAUCAACCUCUCAGUUUGUCAAAGACAAAACUACCCAUCCAUCUAAACAACCACCACAGACUACAAACCUCAUCUCUACUGCAACCACAUCUAUCAAGCCGGAAGAAGACAAGUCUGAAAGUACAAGCACAGCUACAGAUGGUGAUACAGCACAGCCUACAGGUUUAUACAAAACUUCAGUGGCCACCUCCUUCAUCCACACCACCACGGUAAAGAAAAGACAAAAUCCUUCAGGAAAAGAGGAAAAUUCCAAAAAUAGAACACACCACAGCGAAACAGUGGCAGGACUAAUAGGUGGGGCACUGAUACUUAUGAUGGUAGGAUUCCUUGUCAUCUUCAUAAAAAAAAGGAAGCUUCGCAAACAGCAGAUAACAGCUUCAGAAUGGGCUGGUCCGUCACCGUUUUUAGAAGGUGGAGCUGACAAUGAGCGAGUUGCUCUGAGGUCAUCUACCCGAAUUUCUUUUGCCAGCUUUCUGCCACAGAGACUGUCCAAAAGAUUGUCCAUGCUUCCAGAAGUAGACAAGGAAUUAGAAGACAUGACAUUAGGUACUACAUUUGGAGGUAAACACCAAGAAAGCACAUUUGAUAGAGGGGUGGAUGGGAAUGAUGUACAACAAAGCAAUGAUUCUGCUGCAGUUCCAGAAACAAAAAGCACCUUAGACACUGCAGAGACUAUUGAAAACUCUGUCUCAGUGACGCCUUCACAAAUGAAUAACACUCUGUCCACAAAUAACCAUUCAGAUGUAGCAAACGUCAGUCAAGACCAUUCUGCAAAUCUUUCUGAUCUAUCUGGAGCUGUUGAAAAUGAUCAUUCACCAAGGAACAAUGGCCUUGGGCAACUUUAAGCUAACUUAAUUCCCAAGCCUUCCAAUGCACAGUCUGAUUCAGUGCACCAAUUAUAUAUCUAUCACUAUUGAUCUGCAUCACUCUGAGAGCUGAAUGCUGCUAAAUCUUGACUCGAGCAUUAUUCUCUUAUCUUACUCAGUCCUUGCUGAGCUGCCUGAUUAGGAGGUGAGCUGCACAAACUGUGAUUGUGUCAUAACAAACGCCUUCAUUUAGCAAAUGUGCUACAAAACGAUUAACAAGACUUCGCUAUCAUUACAGUAAAGUAACCAAAGUAAACUGGAAAUUAUAAACCAGAUACAAGUCCACUGUCCCUACGAUUAUGAUCAUUUUACCUAGCUCCGUGUUUCUUCUGCUAACGUUUAUAAGCCAUGAAGAAUGCAGGAGGAUGUUGUAGCAACAUUAUAUGAACGCUGUCCUGUGAUGAACACAACACACAGACUUUCAGUGACUAUUGGUAGCAAAUAGUAAUAUUUUCUGUACAGAACAGAAGCAGGGUCACUGUUUAACUUUACUAACAGCUGGGAAUACCAUAGGCUACGUUUGCAGGUGUGAUUAUAAAUACAGCUGUCUACUUGACAAAACCAAAAAGGGAACUGGUCAAACUGCACAUACAGACAGGCUGACAAGUCUUUUUGACAGCGAUACUAUUUUCGGAAUGUUGCCUCUGCAGACCAUGACAAAUGAUCUGAAAAUGAAGCAAUCAAAAUGUAACUAAAGUGUAGAUUUAUGAUGCUAAUCCUUUUCAUCCAAUGACCGCCUGGAACCCAUGAACAUCACAAAUGCUGAGUUUUUAUGCUUGAGAUUCUUUGCCCUGCCUUUACUGCAACCGCCUUCAGUGGCUCCAUUCUUUCAGUCUAAUGACGGUCUUCUUCACUUGCACCACCCCUUGAUUGAAGCGCACAUUGAGAGUACCAAUCAGAAACUACCAAAUGCAAAUUCAGCGCUUACACUCAGACCCAGACCUUUUGUUGUCUUAAUCUGUCGUGCCUAUCAACUUUCUAGUAGUUUUGAAGCAAUGAAAAUGAAGAAACUUUGUAAAAACAAACAAACAAAAAAAACAACAGUUAAUGCAAUAUUUUUGUUAAAAGCACUAAAUAAAGCUCGAAGCUACAUUUCAAUAACAUCUUGAUUGCUUAAUUUGUCUUUCAAAGUGGCAAUGCAGAGAGGCAAAGUUUUUAAAUUGUGUCACUGAAUAAAGACCUGACUAUACUUUACCUUUCAGAUUUACUGCAAGCACAGUAAUGCGGUAUGUAUAGCAGACAAGAAAUAAGAUUCAGGUAUCUUCCACAUACAAGUUAUGUGUCCUUAUUUUCUUAAGUUAUAUGUACAAGUUUCCAAGCAAUCCCACGGGACUAGGAUGAUGAGAUAUUGUUUGCCUUUAAGAGAAAAGUAAUAAUUACAACAUUUGCCACAAACAAACAUUAAAAAUUAGUGACUCUGCAAAUUACACUUCUUAUACUACUGUAUUUAUUGUGGCAUAUUAUCAUAUAAAACUUUAUUAAACAUUUUUUAGGAGCACAUUUGUCAAUAUCCAGCUUUUAUGUGGCAGUUUAACUUGACUAACACUGUUUUUCAAAGCUUGUACAACAAGUCUCAAAAAAGAAAUGAAAGACUGCCUUCUUCCAAGACAGUUCUGCUCCUCUAGUGUGCCAGUGGAAAUGUGGAUGCCACAAUUAUAAAAUAAAAACCACUAGCUAAAGGACUAUCAGUCACACCACUCAUCUUCUCCAGGCUCAGCACUUUCAGCUCCCAGCUGCAGCUACUGCUGACCAUCAGGGUCGAAACGGGAAGCAGAAAUGGACUACCAAUAAGCCUUUGCAAGACAAUAAAAUACAUGGAAAUGAACCACACAAAAUAAAAACAUAUGGAACAGUGAAGCUGUUACAGGGGGUUUUACCGUGCACUCAGUUAGCUGGAUGUACAAUUAUGCCACAGGCAAAGGGAGAUUUUGGUGUAAAUCAAAAUCCAGGAAUUUGUUGAGUUUUUUUUUUUUUACAGAAUUUCCAUUAUUACUACAUGUGCUUUGAUAGGAUUCAGCAAGUCCUUUCAAGUUUAAUCUGCAAAGUGUGACAGAGGAGGUUGCCCGUAGAGUGGACCAUGGGUUGAUGGGUUUAUGAACUGAAGCUCUGUUCAAUCUGGAUUUCAGUAUGUGUCAUUUCUACAUUACAAGUUAUGAGAAGAAUAUCUUGGUGUAUUUCAUUUAUUUGUUUAAUCUUCUUUUUUGCCCUUACAAGUUGGCAAUAAUUCUGGUAACAAAGAUUUUGUAAAACUUCUGUAAAUAUGUACUUCUUUGUUUUAGUUUUUAAAUGCUUAAUUCAGUUUCUGAAGAGGACUCAAUGAAUGAUGAAGAAAAAAAAGUCUUGUGAAACUGGUUUAUGUUACAUGCCUAAUUGAUUGUUCUUGUGUUUUUUAAUGUCAUGUUGUACACAAACCUACUUCCAUGUAUCUAUAAAUUCUGUAGCUGUACAUUACCUGUCCCAAUGAUUUGAUAAAAAUAUUAAAAUCCAGCAGACCAAAGACUUCACUGCUUCAGAUGUUUUCAGCUAUUCUAGCUCAGCCUAAGUGACAGUUAAUCAUCAACUGAAUGACACUCACAUCAACCGGACGUAAAACAUGACCUGGCCUCCUGUUCAUGUUUUGAUUUUCUCUGUUAACAUGGCCAUGACUGAAUGAAACAUUAAAUGCCAUCUUGUGUUUGGUUGUUGUAGAAGUGAUUCUGUACUGUCAAUUGCAAUAAAAAAUAUAUUUCAAGCAACAAA
Molecule: messenger RNA, 4222 nt
Organism: Stegastes partitus (bicolor damselfish)
Lineage: Eukaryota; Metazoa; Chordata; Actinopteri; Pomacentridae
Product: mucin-22
Exons: 2
Coding region: 173-1462 (429 amino acids)
Source: RefSeq, a predicted model, not a curated record